GAAGAAGACGUUUUCACGGUAGUGAGCUCUGAAGAGAGAGGAAGAGGCGUAAUCUUUGGUUUGCCCCCAAAUCCAUGUUUAUCCGCGGUGUUCAUUCUUCUAGGGAAAAACAUCUGUGUUUUGGGGGGGGGGAUUGCCAUUCCAGAGCACAUCAUCUGAGCAUAAUCGGCGUAUAGAAGGACAGGUGAACUGCAAUGGCUGCCAACGGGAUACCAGAGGAUGUGUUGAUGGAUAAUGAUCUUAUAAAGGACUUAGUGGAGGUGGCAAAAGACUCAGCCCUUCUAAAUGGAGUGUUGAUGCGGACUAAAGAGACACCCAACUCAUCAGAGGUGGUGACCUAUGCACCGUUCACACUUUUCCCCUCGCCAGUGCCCGAGGCUACCUUCCACCAGGCUCUAGCAGUACAAACGCACUACAACCGACUGGUGGACAAGAUCAGCCAGGACUCAAGCUUCCUGGAGGAGGCUCUAGCCAGCACCAUCAAAGUGGAUGAUUUCACUGGGAGGUUGUUCAAUAUAUACAGACAUGUUUUACAGGAAGGAAAGACCCAGUCCAUAGUUUUGGGUCUGAAUCGCUCAGACUACAUGCUGGACCAGAAUGAGGAUGGGAGUGCCUCCCUGAAGCAGAUCGAGAUCAACACCAUUGCUGCCAGUUUUGGUGGUCUUGCCUCACACACGCCAAACGUCCACCGACACAUCCUGAAGGUGGCUGGUCGGUUGGAGGAUAGCAAGCGUAUCCUAGACAACAACCCUUCUGCAGGUCUGGCAAAGGGCUUAUCUAAGGCCUGGGACCUCUACGGCUCAGAAAGGGCAGUAGUCUUGUAUCUGGUUGAAGAGCUCCAAAGAAACAUCUUCGACCAUCGAUAUGUGGAGAAUGAGCUAUGGAAGAGAAAUAUUCCUGUUAUACGAAGACAGUUCGAAGAUGUAGCUAAGACGGGAUUCCUUGAUCAGGAUAAGAGGCUGUUUGUAGAUGGACGGGAGGUUGCUAUUGUGUAUUUCCGCAAUGGGUACAUGCCACAGAACUACACAGAACAGAACUGGGAGGCUCGUCUCAUGAUGGAACGUUCUAUGGCUGUGAAGUGUCCAGAUAUCAGUACCCACCUGGCUGGCACCAAGAAGGUCCAACAGGAACUGGCCAGACCUGGUGUUCUGGAGAGGUUCUUUCCUGGUGAACCUGACGUUGUGGACCAGAUCCGGGCCACCUUUGCUGGGCUGUAUACUCUAGACAUGGGACCAGAAGGUGACAAGACUGUGGCUAUGGCUUUGGCAAAACCAGACAAGUUUGUCCUGAAGCCACAGAGGGAAGGUGGGGGCAACAACCUCUAUGGAGCUGAGAUAUGUCAGGUACUGGAGGGUGUGAAGCAGAGCACAGAGAGGAUGGCCUAUAUUCUGAUGGACAAGGUUCAGCCCCGCCCUGUACACAACUACCUCCUUAGGCUGGGGACGCCACUCAAACUCAGCACCUGCCUUAGUGAGCUGGGUGUAUUUGGGGCCUACGUCAGGCAUGGGCAAGACAUGGUGCUGAAUGAGUGUGCUGGACAUCUGCUGAGGACCAAGAGUGAUGAACACUCUGAUGGAGGUGUGGCUGCUGGAGUGGCAGUGCUAGACAAUCCACUCCUCGUCUGACCGACACUGCCCUCUGUCACAUUAAUAGUGAAACUGCACAGAAGCAUGGUAAUAAGAAAAGUUAAACACACAAGUGCUCUUCUUUGACCGCAGAGAAAAUUGCUGCUCCCCAUCUAUUUUAGAUGUUUAUUUUGUACUUUUACUGUAGAAUCAAAUGUGUGCUCUUAGAGCUUGUGCAGAUCAGGAAUGAGCCUGAUGGACGAAGAAAAGCUGUGUGCCGACACUAUGAAGUCUUACUGCCGCAAUACAUUUCUAUCACUGCUGGGUAGACUUAAACAGAGCCAAGAAAUGAAUGGAAACAUAAAAUACAGAACUAUGAUUAUUUCACACCAAAAACUAGUAUUCCAGAUAUUGAACAAUCAAAUGGAGAAACUGUUUUAAUCAGGAAAGAAGAGAAGAAUUGCGAGGUAAUAUCCCUAGAGUAAAUAAUAGUAUAAAGAUAAAUAGAUUGUUCAUGGGAAUAAUAGUAAUAAAUUGUUUUAUUACUUCCG
This is a messenger RNA of Salmo salar (Atlantic salmon), 2116 nucleotides long. RefSeq names its product glutathione synthetase (gene gss). The record is from RefSeq and is a predicted model, not a curated record. Gene Ontology annotation, biological process: glutathione biosynthetic process. Lineage: Eukaryota; Metazoa; Chordata; Actinopteri; Salmoniformes; Salmonidae. Gene Ontology annotation, molecular function: glutathione synthase activity; ATP binding; glutathione binding. Gene Ontology annotation, cellular component: cytosol.